UCCAGUGGCUCUCCUCCGCGGUCGCGUCAUAGGCCGAACAACCAAACAGAAAAGUUUAAUAAACAGCAGACAGAGGGGCCGGCGGUGGCGGAGCCACAGCGAGCAGGGGUUCGGCGGCCUUACCUGUCCCCAUUCACCAGCGGCUACCGGCGGUGGCGGGCAGCGCAUCAGGCGGAGAGAGCCGCCGCCAGGAAUGAAUCUGAAGUCUGCUGCAGUAAAACACUGAAGGCUUUAAAAUGUUUUCUUGCAUAAAACUCAAAACUUUUAAGUAGCUGCUUAUGAGGAUAGGGAAGGCAGAAAGCUAAUGUCUGUCUCAAGAUACAGGACAGCUGUUUGCUCAUCAACCUCAACUGUGUUUCACAUCCUGGGAAUACUGUAUUUUCAAUCUGAGGUUGGUGGAGUUGCCGGUAGCCACCUAAGAUAGGAAUGCCCAUCAGAAGUUUUCUGGAAUAUAUCUUCAGAUGCACACAAUACAGUGGCCUCUUGGUGUGCAACGGAGGAACAUGGCUCAAGAAACUAAUCACAGCCAAGUGCCUAUGCUUUGUUCCACUGGCUGCGGAUUUUAUGGAAACCCUCGUACAAAUGGCAUGUGUUCAGUAUGCUAUAAAGAACAUCUUCAAAGACAGAAUAGUAGUAAUGGUAGAAUAAGCCCACCUGCAACCUCUGUCAGUAGUCUGUCUGAAUCUUUACCAGUUCAAUGCACAGAUGGCAGUGUCCCAGAAGCCCAGUCAACGUUAGACUCUACAUCUUCAUCUAUGCAGCCAAGCUCUGUAUCAAAUCAGUCACUUUUAUCAGAAUCUGUAGCAUCUUCUCAAUUGGACAGUACAUCUGUGGACAAAGCAGUACCUGAAACAGAAGAUCUGCAGGCUUCAGUAUCAGACACGGCACAGCAGCCAUCUGAAGAGCAAAGCAAGUCUCUUGAAAAACCAAAACAAAAAAAGAAUCGCUGUUUCAUGUGCAGGAAGAAAGUGGGACUUACUGGGUUUGAAUGCCGGUGUGGAAAUGUUUACUGUGGUGUACACCGUUACUCAGAUGUACACAAUUGCUCUUACAAUUACAAAGCUGAUGCUGCUGAGAAAAUCAGAAAAGAAAAUCCAGUAGUUGUUGGCGAAAAGAUCCAAAAGAUUUGAACUCCUGCUGGAAUACAAAAUCCUUGAGCAUCUGCAAACUAAAAAUUGACUUGAGGUUUUUUUUUUCCUAGUCAUUGGGAAUGUAGAGCAGUGUGUCUUGCAUGUCAUCGGAAGAAUAGAUUUUUGUUUUGGUUUUGUUUUGAAAAUGACUCUGAACAUUUAUUUCCAUUGCAGUUUCUGUGGCUGAGAAGACUUAAACUUUACAAGUAUUAUCCUUUUAAGAUCAUUUUAAUUUUAGUUGAGUGCAGAGGGCUUUUAUAACAAAUGUGCAGAAAUUUUGGAGGGCUGUGAUUUUUCCAGUAUUAAACAUGCAUGCAUUAAUCUUGCAGUUUAUUUUCUCAUUGUGUAUGUAUAUAUCGCUUUUCUCUGCAGCACGAUUUCUCUUUUGAUAAUGCCCUUUAGGGCACAACUAGUUAUCGGUAACUGAAUGUAUCUUAAUCAUUAUGGCUGCUUCUGUUUUUUCAUUAACAAAGGUUAUUCAUAUGUUAGCAUAUAGUUUCUUUGCACCCACUAUUUAUGUCUGAAUCAUUUGUCACAAGAGAGUGUGUGCUGAUGAGACUCUAAGUUUGUGUGUUUAAACUUUUUUUUGAGCGAGGGAAGAAAAAGCUGUAUGCAUUUCAUUGCUGUCUACAGGUUUCUUUCAGAUUAUGUUCAUGGGUUUGUGUAUACAAUAUGAAGAAUGAUCUGAAGUAAUUGUGCUGUAUUUAUGUUUAUUCACCAGUCUUUGAUUAAAUAAAAAGGAAAACCAGAAUG
This is a messenger RNA of Piliocolobus tephrosceles (Ugandan red Colobus), 1883 nucleotides long. It is a transcript of the gene ZFAND6, whose product is annotated as zinc finger AN1-type containing 6. Gene Ontology annotation, biological process: protein targeting to peroxisome. The transcript is spliced from 8 exons. Lineage: Eukaryota; Metazoa; Chordata; Mammalia; Primates; Cercopithecidae. The record is from RefSeq and is a predicted model, not a curated record. Gene Ontology annotation, molecular function: polyubiquitin modification-dependent protein binding; DNA binding; zinc ion binding. Bases 462 to 1130 code for a protein of 222 amino acids.